Molecule: messenger RNA, 11122 nt
Organism: Penaeus vannamei (Pacific white shrimp)
Lineage: Eukaryota; Metazoa; Arthropoda; Malacostraca; Decapoda; Penaeidae
Source: RefSeq, a predicted model, not a curated record
AUAAUAAUAAUGAUAAUAAUAAUAAUAAUAAUAAUAAUAAUAAUAAUAAUAAUAAUAAUAAUAAUAAUAAUAAUAAUAAUUGACGCCCGUAUUGUGAGCAUGGGCGUCCGUAUUGUUCCUGGUCGGAAUAGUAUUAGCGUUGUGAUAAUCUCUCUUGGUGGAUUUCAUCAUUUCAGAUACGAUUAAUGAAUCUUUUCCCGAGGCUAAUUUCAUGAAAUGUACAAUGGUGCUUGCGCGUGUACAUGAUUGUGAGCGUGCAUUUGUUACAGUGUGUACGCAGGUGUCUGUAAGGGUAUGUUUUGUGUGUCAGGAUUCAUAUGCGACUUUGUGGUGUCCGUAAUAUAGAGGCCAAAUACUGAUAGAUAAUAGAUAGGCCUACAGACUACCGUCCCACCCCUUUGAUGAUUCAGUCACAGCUUGUAUUUUGGGAAGCUUCAGAAAGUCGCGUCCAAAGCGAGCUGUAUUGUUCUGUUGCAUCAGUGUCGACUGGUAAACGGGAUUCAUUUUAAUCCCUUUGGCGAAUCCCGCAAGUGAAGCCUAAGCUUACACGCUCGCUGCUCAGAGGGGGCGUUUCGAAGAGGUCGGCCUUUGGCAGGAUCGUAAAUGCUGGUGAGAUUUGCUUUUCAUUUUGAUCCGAGGUGCAGGUGGAGCAUGAUAAGAGUGGAGAAAAAGAUUUCUUACGCAACCCGAGCCUAAAAUACUGUUUCUUGAGCUGCUUUGCAUUCUCCAUGCGUGAAGUUGUUUGGCGUGGGUCAUGAGGCUUCCCAUGGCGUCACUCCGGGCUCCUCCUCGGGCCCUCCCCUUCCUCGUCCCGAAGAAAGGACAGUCCAGACGUCCUAGAAGUGCCUGUGUUGGGGAUACGCCACCCCCCCCCCUCCUCUGCUGAGUCCCUCCUCAAACGUGUUGAGCAUUUGCAAGGUUUUAGCGUGGGGGGGGGGGAGGCGAAGGGGUGGAAGGGACGGAGUCGAGGUGGCGAGGGCGCGCGUCGCCUCAGUAUCAUUCUUGAGGUAGCAGCGGCUGGCGCCAGUGAUACUGGGUCUUUUCUUUCCACCUCCUACCUCUCUCUUCUUGCCUCUUCCUUCCGUCUCCUUCUCUUCUUGUCCCUCUGUCCGUCCUCCCUCUUCGGUCAUUCAGGCUUUGUGUUUCCUAAGUGCGUGCCCGUCCUUUGUCUCUUGCUUGCACGCGCGGGUAAUCGUGUAUUUCUGUGCAUAAGAUUUGUGCGUUGCUCGUGCGAGAGACCCAACCCGGAAAAGGACCGCUGUGCGCGCUUCCGCACACUCUGCUUGUCUGACUGAGCGUUGUACGGAAAGAAGAGAUUGGAAGAAAGGGUCUUCGGAAGAUUUUGUGAUUGUUAGAGAAGAAAAUCUAAGCUUGAAAAUACGCGUUGGUCCUUCGCCGUUUUUGAUUGGCUCCUCGGCAGAGAUUCUGUGUCUGAGGAGAUUAGCAUCAAACGGCAGCCAACCAAGAUAUGCAUGCAGUAAUUGUGCAUUCGCUGUCAUCAACACGGAUUCUACAAGUUCCAUUUUUUCUGACUGGUUGAUAUUAAUUGCAUGUAUAUUACCACUGAAGUAACGCUCUAGAAAAUCCGGGUAUUCUCGGUUCAGUGGUAUGACAUCUAUCAAGACUGAUUUGAUAUCCAUAUUACUUUGGGAAAUACAGUUCAUCUGAAAUAUUGUGGUUUUGCUGCUCGUCUUGAUUAAUGCAGUGAAAUGAUGCCCUAAAAUUUAGCCUCGCUGACCUUAUCGUCGCCAUGAACGAGUUAAGUGUCGGCAGUGCCCUGGAGGCUACGGCCUCUCGGCCUACUCCUCCCUCCUCGCUGGCUGUGGUUCCCUCCCAUUUGGCGUCGGAUUCGCCUUCGAGCGAGGACUCGCCCGCGAGCGACGCCUCGUCCCUCUCCCCGAUGGAAUGGCUCUCGCCCUCGGAGUCGCCCUGUGACCUGUCAGGCCUAUCCAGCAGCCACAGCCUUACUUCGCCGGGGUCAUGCAUCGAGAUUCCCAUUCCUGGGUUAACUACACCUUUGGUCUCGCCCAGUGUACCGUCGUCCCUCCAUAGCAUGACUUCGCCUUCAGCUACAGUGUCUCCAUCAGGAACUGCCCCACCUGUGCACUGCAUUUCAUCCGAGGACAGCGCUAGGUCAUCUUCAAAUCCCAAAGUACUAACUACAAGCUCUGGUUCAACUGACAGUGACUCAGGGUCAGGAUGGAGCACGCCCUCUCCCGUCCGGAGCGUGGUUUCCAAUCCGAGUGUCCCCUGCUCCUCUCAGAGCUCUCCCGUUUGGUCUUCCUCAUCUCUCACUUCCUCGACUUCUUCCACCUCAUCUCCACCCUCUGAUGUGAAAAGGUACUUGGUUGCAACAGCAAAUGGAAGGCGCAGUAGCGCUACAGAUCUUGCCCAGACCAGAGCAACUCGCAGAAACCUUUGGGAAAAUAUCCGGGCUAACCCCAAGCUCAAUAAUAGCAAGUGCAGCUCUCACUGUCGCCACGGGAAGCGUUCAACUCCCACCACUGAUGAUGAAGAUAGUGAUUUCAGCUACAGCUAUCCUGCCAGUCCUUUAUCCCGCAACUCACCACUCUAUAGGUGUCCUGUAUCAUCAGGUCCUCUCCUUUAUGGACCUGCCAGCCCAAUUUCUCAAAGAGAGCGUUCACGCUCUCCAAGUCCCAUGCCUCGAUCCAGAAAGAGAUCCUCUCGGUCUUCUGUAAGUCCAUCACACUCCCCAGGAAGCCCUUCAAGUGAUCCAGUUGUUGACUCGGGGGAAGGACCUGAAGGUUCAACAUCACACUCUUGUAAAACUCCAGCCUCAGCUUCACCUAGCCCUGUUGGCCGCCUUCCAAAGCAUGAUAUUUCAAGUUCUUCAAAGGAUACAUAUGCUCUAUCUUUGAAAAAUGCAGUUAAUGAAGUAACAAAGUCUAGAUGCAGUAACAGUGACACUACAAAGGGGAAACGACGGAGUGUUUCAAGCGUGGUAAGUAAUGCCAGUAUCAGCAGCAAAGCUUUCCGUAAGAAGCAGAACCAUGGGGCCUCUGCAAGUUCUAUAGAUGGACAUCGAAGUCCUGAAAUUGUCAUCACUGCAGACAAUAUAGAUAUCAUCCUUAAUGAUGACUAUGCCACUAUGGAUAAUAUAGAGAAAGGUAUUUCAUCAAAGAAAUCAACAAGGCAUCUCACAGAUUUUACAAGCACCUCCCAAAAUAACAUCUCCAGGAAAUCCCAGUCAAAUCUGGAAGGAGGAAAGAUCAAGAAACUCAGGGAUCGUAAGGAAGAUGGAGGGAAGGAGGAGACUGGCAAUGAUACAAGUGAUAAGGAUGAAAAGAUUCCCACAAAAACUAGGAGGAAAAAGGCAAGGUCUAACAGUCUUGCACAUGAACAAUGCAGAUUAUCUUUGAAAGAGAAUAUCUCAAACUCAGUUCAAAACCUCAGUGGCAAGGAUUCAUCUGCAUCAAACAGGAUUAGUUGCAGUAUUCCUAGUUCCCUCCAUACUGUUUGCAGUGGAAGUGAUAGCAGCCCAAAGCACACUAACAAGAAAAGUAGUAGGCCUGCUAGUAGAAGCUCCAGCAGGAAUGCUAGUAGGAGUGUUAGCAACAGCUUGUGGGAUUUGACUGUUAGAAAACCUCUUAGUCACUGCAGCACUCCAUCCCCUUCACGUGACGCCACCACAAAUGCAGAGAAGUGGCGGCGGGCUAGUUUAGGGACUGUAGGUAUAGUGAGGAGCAGAUCUUCCACACCAAAAGAUAGAGAUAAUAGCAGACGUAACUCAGUCACUAACACCAACAGCGGUAGUACCUGGAGUCUUUGGGGAGGGGGAGGGAAGAGUAAGAGUAUCACUUUUGGCCCACCACCCCCCAUCACUACCACUGUAUCCAGGACCACCCCCCUACUUUCCAAAACCACUGCUACAUCAAAGACAGGACCCCCCAUAUCGAAGACUCAGGGAGCCAUACCCAAAUCCAAAAACACCUCAUCCAGUAUUUCAAAAGCUGGAAAGUCGGUCAGCAAUGCCAUCAAGUUUGGUAAUACACUCAAAAAAGGGACUCAAAAGAACCCAACUAUCACUCCCACAGAACUCGACCUACCCUGUGUGUCUCCUAGGCAAAGGCAUGCAGGGCUGAACAGAAAAGUCGGCAGUAGAAAGAACAGUGCUGCAUUGGAUUCAAGAAUGAGUCCAGAUAAUGGUGCUCAUAUCAGGGAUGCUUCAAGAUACAGCCCUGUUGGAGACCACACGAAUUGUUCGCGCAGUGCUCGAGGAAGUACAAGCAGCCUGCGGGACAGUGCCGUGGAUACCAGUGGCAGUGGGUGGGACAGUAACAUAAGCUUAAAGGACAGCUCCAUGGGCAGCAGUAUCAGUUUAAUUGACAGCUCUAUGGGUAGUUCCAUGAGCCUUUAUGAUAGUGCAAUGGGAAGCUCCAUAAGUCUAAGAGACAGUAUAAUGGGUAGUAGCAACAGCUUGAGACAUUGUUCCAUCGGCAGCAGCUCCAGUCUACGUGACAGUGCCCUUGGUAGCUCCACAAGCCUUGUAUAUAGCACCUUGGACAGUAUUGCCAGCUAUAAGGACAGCACAAUGGGUAGCUGUACCAGUUUAAUAGAUGAUUUAAAGGGUAGCAGUGCUAGUCUGAUAGAUAUGCCCAUGGCUAGUAGCAAGAGUCUUACUGACAGUGUCCUAGAUUUAAGCAAGGAAAAUGUGUGUAAUACAGCAAACCUGAAAGAUAAUAUCGGUAGUGCAACUGAGAGUCAUACAAAUAUCCAAAGAGAUGGCUCAAGGGGUAGUACUACUAGUUUAAAAGACAGUAUUCUUUAUAGUAGUGUUCAUUCAUUGAAAAGCAUGGGUAGCACUACGAGUUUGAAAGAAAGCGCCUUGGCAAAUCCUUCUAAUUUGAGAGAUGCAGGUAGUAUUGCCAGUCCUAGACAAGAUGACAUGUAUAAUAGAAAAGAUGAGUCCUUAGAGAAUGGGAGGAAAAUGUGCAGAGCUUAUAGCCGUGCAAAAAGCAUGACAAACCUCAGAGAUGAUUCACUCUUUAGCACUGCAAGCUCUGGGUAUGUUGAUAUGGUAGAUGCAUAUGUUACCAGACAAAAAAAUGGUGUCAUGUAUAGUGCUGCUAACUUGAGAGACAAAACAACAGGUUCCCGUCUACGACAUGGCAUACUAGGCAGUGCCACUAACUUGAGAGAUAGUGCCAUGACCUGUAACCAAAAUCUCAGGCAUGGUGUGAUAGGAAGCACCACCAACCUACGAGAAAAGCUCACAAGUAAUACUCCUCGUCUAAGGCAUGGUGUUGCAGGAAGCACUACUGAUGUCAGAGAUAGUCUCUUAAGCAAAAGCAAUAUCAUUCGAUAUGGUGGAAAUGGCAGCACUACCAACAUCAGAGACAGUACAAUGGGCAGCACUGUUAGUCUCAGGCAUAGUGCCAUCAGUGACCUGAUUGAUAGUGCUAUUGGUCUUGCCACAGAUACUAUAUUUAAUACCAACUUGCAUGACACUGAUGAAAGCAGUAACUCUGAAGAUGAAGAUACAAACCAAAGAUAUGGCUCUUUGUGGAACAAAGCAAGAGAGCUUUUGACUAGAAAGAGUGUGGCUGACUUAAGUAAGAGUGCAAAUUCUUUGAAUGGCAUAACUGCAUAUGACCUGCUUAAAGUGCCACAUGGCCAACCUGAUUUAAUGAUGAGCAGAUGCAGAAGUGCUCAUUCACUGACCGAGCCUCAGCAAAGCUAUAAUGCCUCAAGUCACAUCUCUAGGGCUCAAUCAUCUGACCUGAGAGACCUCAAUCUGAAGGACUCCCAGAGACAAAAACUCAAGCGAGGAAAAUCCCUGGAUCUCAGGGACCUCCCUCAGAGGUCUUACAGCCGUCGAGGAGUACUUAAGAGAGGAAAGUCCUGUGACCUGAGAGAUCUUCCAUGCACAGAAGCUCUCGAUACACCUGGUUCAUCUGAGAUAGAGGACAGUAGAGAGUUUCUUAGAACGAGAUCCUGGGAGGAUAGGGAGGUACCCACUGCAAGAUCAUGGGAUGGAAAGGACGCCUCUCAGCUCCAUGAAAGCAUGAUAAACUACAUAAACCAACUUGAAGGAGACUUACAGAAGUGUUCCAACAAGCAACAAUGCAGUAAUCCUACACUUGCAGUAAAUUACGGUUCUGAUAGUGGAAGUGAUAACAGGGAUAGAGGUUCUGGUGAAGAGGAAAAUGCUGCUGAUAGCACGAACAACCAUCAUCAGUUCUCUGAGAAUGGUAUUACCGUCCGUUCAGACACUCCAGAGCCACACUAUAGAAGGAGGAGGCGAGGCAGUGCUGACAGACGUGGUGGAGCAGGAAGACGCCAAAGUCUUGACAACUUAAAUGGGGAGGAGCUUUUGUAUGCAUUAAGAGGAAGGCGAGGAAGUGGAGGUGGCCACAAUCACCUCAGGGGAAGCUGUGCGGCUGGAGGUAACUCUUGGAUCUCGGCCAUCCCUCGCCAUGACAGGAAGUGGGAGAGUCUCCGCCGGGGUGUUGUAGACAAGAGCAUUCGCUGCUCCACUCCCAGGCAAGGGCGGAGGGGAUCUGUAGAAAACAUAUGUGGUGGCAUGGGUAGGAAAAAGAUCAAUAGUCUUUGGGACAAUAUUCUUGAACAGUAUGUAGAAAAGGAGUCAAAAGCCAAAAAGAAUUCAAGCUCGAGUUCCUUUAAAGUUGGAGGAGGUGAAGAAGAAAGUGAAUGGGUCACCACCAGAGAUGUAGAUGAAGAGGAGGAAGAGGAAGAGGAGGCAGCAGCAGCAGGAGUCUUGACUGAAUCUGAAGAGAACAGGGAAGCAAUUUGUCCUCAGAGGAGAGCCCCGCGCUUCAGUGAAAUAUUUGGUGGUGGAAGCAUUGAAGAAUCCCGCAAAAGUCGCUUGGAAAUGACCUAUGGGUCUCAAGACUUGAAGGACAGUAAGAGAUGCAAGAGAUCUAAGGAUAAAAAGAGAGGUAAAAUGGUCAGUUCUGAUAGUGAUGGCGACUUCAAAUCUGCAAGUGGACAUUCCUUCAGCAGGGAAAGUGGACUGGGAAGCAGCUGUGAGGAGGAAACAGACUAUAGUUCUGGCAAUGGGACCCCUGAAGGCUCCCCCUCCCAUGUAGGCUCUCAGAAGGUUAUGGCAGCCAUAAGUCAUUAUUUGCGAUCUGUAGAUGUAGCAGAAAGUGAAGAGGAUGUCGACAGCUUUAGCAAGGAAGCAGAUCACAUCAGUCCAGAUGACCUAAUGUUAAUGUCAGAUAGUGAGGACAACUUCAGCCUUAGCUGGGAGGACCUCAUCAUAUCCUACAAGGGACCGAAAUAUAAACCCAAUACUAGCAAGAUUUCCGAACUCGAAGAUGGUUUUGAAACUCUGCAGAUGGACUUGGAAAAUAAAGAGGCCAGUGGAGAGGUCGAUAACCCUAAAUUGGAUCAGGAAUUGGAUAAACUGUUAGGCUGUGAUUAUCGACAGUUGGAAGGCGAGAUUCUCUCUGGUAGAAGUACCCCAGCCCGUGGAUCGAAAGAAGUUGUUUUCCUAAGCCCAGCGAAGAUCCCUUCUCUGAAACCCAGUUGCACAGACUUGAGAAGGCCGUGGUCUGCCGAGCCUCCACGUAGUACCGAAACAAAUCAUAUAUGCAGUGAAUCAGUGAUUAACCCAGAGGACGGUCAGGUUGAGGAUCAAACGACCGACGAGGAUUCGAAGAGUGACAGUGUAAUAACAUGGUGUUCUCAAGACAAGACUGUGAGUCGCCAGAGUACCAUCGUGUGUAAUGAGGAAUCCGAUGAAUCUCCAGACGCAGCUGAGGACACCACAAAGGUCCCUGAACGUCCUCCAACACCAGAUUCUGCCUUGGGAUCCGACUGUACGCCUGUUUCGCCAGUGAGCGGGGAAGAAGCGACAGUUAACGACGCUACAGAGGAGGAGGAGGACGUCCGAGCCCGCGGUCGCUCCCACGAGAAGGGGCCGCUGCUCGAGGACGGGCGGGACCGAAGUGUGAGCUGCAGCGAAAACAUCAAAGCGUUCUUGUUGUCCCAGCCCUGCGCCUUCGCCCACGUUGCGGGGGAGGAGGGCGGCCACGAGCACACGGACACCUGUGGAGACAAGCACUUCUACCCCGACGCCAACAGGAGUUGUGUGGAAGCGUACAAGCAGGCCGCGAGCGAAUCGAAGGUGCGCCGCAGGGUGAGAAGGAAGAGAGUGAAGAAAAGGAAGGAUAAUGAAAAGGAGGAGCAGAAGGAGGCAAAUAAUGAGGUAAAGAAGGAGGCGAAGAAGGAAGCGAUAAAGGAGGUGAAAAAGGAGGAGAUUAAAGGCAUUGCAGAUCCCAAGCCGUCGAAGAUGAAUUCAAUUCGUAAAUUCUUCAUCAGCGUGUUCUGCACAACUCCGGUGACCGUUGAAGGCAUCGCACCAGACCAGGAGAGCCAUGGCACUGACCCAGAGCCCCUACCCCCACCCAUACCCCCCCAUGGCAUUGACCCCGCCACUAUUGCUGGGGUUGACCUGGCCCAGGCUGCUAGGCCUCUUAUGGACCCGGAGGUUAUGACUCCAGAGGAAGCACAGAGGUUACUGAGUGCCAACAUUGUGGAGGGUAAAGUUCGGGAGGGCCAGACAUUGCUUUCUGAUGAGGAGGCCCAGGAAGUAGUCCUCCUCCUUUCCCCCCAGGAGAAGGAUGCCCCUCAGGCUCCCCCACCAGUACCUCCCCACUACUCAGACAUCCCAUCGAUGGUUCCACCUCACUAUGCAGACGUUACCCCGCCUGUUCCUCCCCACUAUGGUCCAGCAGAGGAUGAAUAUGACAUGAGGUUGGCCUCGCGCUUUGACCCAACAUUGACAUCACCACUGAGCCCUGAGGAAGAGCCCUCAGAGGCAGACUCAUCAGAAGCCUCUGGUGACGUCUCCCAAGUCUCCCGUGCCAAGGAGGUUUUGGUAGAAGACGGAGUUCACUACCUAGAGGAUGGACACUUCUGGGUGGAGGUUCCUGGCCUGCCAGAAGAAGAUGAGGAAGAUGAGCUGGAUCCAACACUCCCCUUCCACCAGCACACUCGCCUUACUUUCUCCAAGGAUCCCAUUCAGGUAUUCAGCACCUAUUCUGUGACAGAGUAUGACCGAAAGAAUGAUGAGGUUGACCCUGUUGCUGCCAGCGCUGAGUAUGAAUUGGAGAAGAGGGUCGAGAAGAUGGAUGUCUUCCCAGUUGAAAUUGUAAAGGGUGAAGGAGGCCUUGGUCUCAGCAUCAUUGGCAUGGGUGUUGGGGCCGAUGCUGGUGUCGAAAAAUUAGGCAUCUUUGUGAAGACGAUAACUCCAGGUGGAGCUACGGAGAGGGAUGCAAGAAUACAAGUCAAUGAUCAGAUUAUUGAAGUUGAUGGAAAAAGUCUGGUUGGAGUAACACAAGUUUUUGCUGCUUCUGUUCUAAAGAACACUAGUGGCCGUGUGCAUUUCCUUAUUGGUAGAGAGAAGGACCCAGAAAAUAGUGAAGUAGCUUUGUUGAUUAAGCAGUCAUUGCAGGCUGACAUGGAGAGAGAAGAGCGUCGACGAGCACUGGGUGGUCCAGACUAUGAUCCCCAUGCAAAUCAUGGCCUCUUUGACCCCCUUUCUUCCCCUUCGGAGGAGAAUUCCCGUUCGGAGGACAUGUCAAUGCACCACAACAACUAUUCAUAUAUGGAAGGAGGCUCAUCUCCCACAUCCCCAGAUGCUGUGUCACCUCCAGCUGAGGUAUUUGAUUUGGAGGGUGACACAUCUGACACCUCGCCUGAUAAUGAUGUAGCGAUGCUGAAGCUGAAGCUCAAGGAGGUCCAGUAUAGGAAUGCUGUUGCCGAGGCUGAGAUUCAGAAGCUGAAGAUGAAACUUCUGGACAUGGAGAAGAUAUUAGAGGAGAACACCCACUUUUCUAGUCAACUUCGUGAAACGCGAAACCAGAUGAGUGAGCUGGAGGAGAAGCUACAGGCCAAGACUACAGAAGUGUCUACCUACCAGGACAUGCUGGAGCAAUCUCAGGGACAGUACAUUGUAUUGGAGAAGAAAUAUUAUAAGGCUAAAAAAAUAAUUAAGGAGUAUCAGGGUAGGGAACGUGAUUUCUUGCACCGUGAGGAGUAUCACAUAACUCAACUUGAGGACAAGGACUCGCACUACAAUGCGCUCGUGAAAGCACUCAAGGAUAGGGUUAUUAGUUUAGAAGCAGAAUUAACAAAUGCACAGAAAACGGCAGGUCUCCCAGUACAGGUUCCUGCUGAUGCAAAUACACAGCCUGCUUACUGGCAAUUACAGCAGAGUGCACAAUCUGCCAAGAUGCCAGUGAAGGAGGAGUUAGAUGAGGCAGUUCCUCCCCAUGAGCUACUGGAUGUGUCAGCAAGCCGAGCAAAGGGAGAGCUAGCAGCAAGGGGGGGUCUGGCCAACCGUCACCUCCCAUCCCUGAAAAAGACCACCAGUAUGAGUAGUGCUGGGAGUCAAGACCACAGCCUGGAUGACAGCAGUCUGGAUGAUGACCUGCCAGAAUCCCAGAAGCAUGUGGCAACGGAGCCUAUGCAGGACCUUCAGCAGGACGUAGGGAUACGGAGGUCAGCCGAUAUCCUGGAGUCUCCUUUACCCCCUCCCCAGAGCAUCCUGCCACCCUCUAGUAUGGUCAAAUCCCCAAAACCCCCCACCACCUCCCCAUACAGUCACUUAGGUAGUCCCCCUCCAUACCAGCACCCACCUGGCCAGUUCAGCUCUGGCCGCCAGCCCUUAGCACCCUCCCAUGCCCUGCCUGAUCCCCCCUCUAGCUUGCCAAUGCGACCCCUUGGUGCGGGGAUGGAUGGCCAGCCCCACCACGACACCCAGUCAGAGUCACGACCUGAGAUUCCGUACCGGCACCCCCCACCUGUUGCCCGAGUCCUGCCGGUCAACAGAGCCGAGAUUUCCGAGUCGUCUAGCUUGGCCUCGCACUUAGCCAACCGCACACCUCAGCAGCAGAGUUUAGCUGAGCAACUGAAGGCUCUCUUGGCUGAGAGGGAUCUCCAAACGGAUAGUGUACAGCAAAGAAAUGAUCGGGAUGUGAGUCCCAACAAAAGGUCUCCCACUAGCCUAAUGGAAGAUGUAAGACAAGCUGUUUUACAAGCAGAUGUCUCGUCACAUGUGGUUCCCUCGGGACAGAUGGUCCACCAGCUGGGUUCACCUCAGCGUACGCAGCCCUCUGUUCAUUAUACUCCU